Pocillopora meandrina is the source of this 924-nucleotide messenger RNA. Lineage: Eukaryota; Metazoa; Cnidaria; Anthozoa; Scleractinia; Pocilloporidae. The record is from the annotation of a GenBank genome assembly.
AUGGAAAUGCAGGCCAAAACUUAUAUCAGAGUGGCAGUCUAUGCAGCGAUUUUCAUCGUAGGAUUUUUGGGUAACCUGCUUACUAUUAUUGUUAUUUUUCGUCGGAGACAGAACAUGUCCGCAUACCAGAUAUUAGUCCUGAACUUGGCGAUAUCAGACUUUCUUUUCCUUACCUCCCUUCUACCUUUGACGACCUACGAAUUGUUUGGGGUCAUCGCAAAGUCCGAGAUUUACUGCCGAUUUCUUUGGCCAAUGUACACAAUCUUCUACCUCCUGAGCAUAUUUACUAUCACCUCCAUGGCGCUUCAACGUUGUCGUUCGAUUGUCUUCCCUCACCGGCCGAAACUGAGGCAACAAAAGGCGUUUGCUUGGGUGGCCGCCAUUUGGUUUGCAGCGUUCAUUAUCGUCUUACCCCUUGCUAUCGUGACAACGUCUGUCCCACCUGGUGAAUGCCACGAAAACUGGCCGAGCUUUCGUCACAAACAGGCAUAUACCUUAGCACUUUUCCUCUUACAGUAUUUAAUACCCUUAGUGAUCAUUACCAUCGUGUAUGCUAGAAUCGCACUUUCCCUACUUCAUUUUGGUGACUUCAGGCGCAACGAUAGUUUUGCAACCGAGGAACAGCGCGCGGCGGAGGCAAGAAGGAUUAAGAGAAGAAAUCAGGCCAUCAGGACAUUAGCAGCCGUUGUCAUUUUGUUCGCCAUUUGCCUUUUUCCUGGGCAAAUAGCCUGGCUGUUGUUAGACUUUGGCAACGGUGGAAAAAGUCAGGAAAAGGCUAUCGAUACUCUUCUUAAUUUCUCAGACGUGCUGGAUAAUUUCCACGCCUGCGUCAAUCCCAUUAUUUAUUGCCUGUUAAGCACGCGGUAUCGCAAGGAAUAUUUCAGAUGUUUGCUUUAUUUAUUUCGUAAAAGUGGGGGAAAUUAG